This is a messenger RNA of Pelobates cultripes (western spadefoot toad), 5730 nucleotides long. The record is from the annotation of a GenBank genome assembly. NCBI's taxonomy places the organism in Eukaryota, Metazoa, Chordata, Amphibia, Anura, Pelobatidae.
AUUUUGGCUGAUUUCCAGUGCGUAAUCUUAGAGAAUGUCCUGGCAAACUCUGCAUGACUUCAGCAGCUUAAAUAUGCGAGAGUCAGCUUGCUUUCUUCAUUCUUAUAAGAGGAGGCAGAAACAGUUAUAGCAAGACAAACUCGGAGACAAAAAGCCAUAGAACAGUAAGCAUGGAUACAUUCUUCAAGGUGUACUUAAUAGCUAUUUUAGCUGUUUUAGCACAGUGUCAGAUGACAGAGAGGAAAGGCAGACCGGGAGGCUGGCAUGAUGUAAAGGUAGACGAUGAAGGGGUUCAGAAAGUGCUGCAGUUUGCUGUAACUGAACACAACCAAGAAAGUAAUGGAGAGUUUAUGAAAGUCAACAGAAUAGUCACGGCCAGACGACAGGUUAGUAAAACUGGAAUCUCUCUAUCUAUCUAAAUUUAUUUAUAUCUCUUAAUUUAAUUAUCUCUACCUAUAUCUUUAUGUAAUGUUAUCUCUAGCUAAUCAACAUAUCCAUCCUUCUGUCUUUAUCUAUCUAUCUAUCUAUCUAUCUAUCUAUCUGUCUGUCUGUCUGUCUGCCUGACUAUCACUCUUUCUGUCUGGCUUUCUCUAGCUUGUAUGUAUCUAUCUGUACGCAACAAAGAAAGUAAUGGAGAGUUUAUAAAAGUCAACAGGAUAAUAAUGGCUAAACGGCAGGUUUUUGGGGCAAAGAGAGUGAUGUGUGUAUUUUGGCAUUUGUGCAUUCAGUGCCAAUAUCUCUAAUUUUAAACGACAGGUUAGUAAAACUUGUAAAACAUUUCAAUAUUGAUUUACAUUGGGAAAGAGAGAAGCUCCCCAAAGCUCGUCAAAUUUAUAUUAGUCAAAUAAAAAGUAUUAAUUUUCAUCUGGACUAAUACAGCUACACAUAAAUCUUUUAUAGCUCUAUCUUUCUAAGCCUCUAGUCUUCUAUAUCGUCUGUCUGUCUGUCUAUCUAUCUAUCUAUUUGGAUAACCUAUAGGUUUCAGAUGAUCAUUUGAGUAAAACAUUUAUUGCAAACAUUCCUUUUUACUAUGCUUCUUGUACAAAAGAACAUAUAGAUGAGAUUUAUAGCUCUAUAUAUAUAUAGUUAAAUUAAUGUAAUUCAUAUUGUAAAGAAUGAUUGCAGUUAAAAUAUGUGAAAAAUAGGUAACAAUACUAAAAUGGUAUAGUAUAUUGUAAAUGGAUUUUAGAACCUAGAUGUUUAUGAGGAUUAAAAGGUAAACUUUACCAGAUCAGAUUCAGUCGCGUCAAAGGGACACUAUAAGCACCAUUGCAACCUAUUGUAGUGGUUAUGGUACAAUGACUAUGAGUAUAGACUUCUGACAGAAAAAAAAUGACUAUUGCCUGGAACACUAAAUCGAUCCUCUUCUGGUUUAUCAAAUAACUCAGUAUUUUCAAUAUUCAUCCAAAAUAGAUUUCUGCAGUUAAGCAACAUAGCUGUGGUGAAAAAGGAGUUAAUGAUGGUCGGUGCAAACAAAUAUCUCUUGCCUAUAACAAUCUUUUGGACACAUAAUGCAGAAAAUAAAACUCCCUUAUUUAGAAGCCCGGAAUGGAGAGUGGGCUUUUGGUUCCAGGGAAUACUCUGUGAUAGCAACAUAAACCCAGUCUCUCUUUCCUUAUUUAGUACUUUGUACAUAAGCAAGCAGAGACACACACACACACACACACACACACAUACACACACAUAUAUACAUUUGUGUGGAAAUAUAUUGAAAUCUUAAUGUCAUUCUGUUGCUUUAAUUAUUGAUGAUAUUUAUAUAUAUAUAUAUUAAUACACACACAACAAUUCUUCCACCUACUGCAAAGAAUUUGGAACCGUUUCUGUUAGCAGCAAUAUCCUGCCUAAGCCCUACAGUAAAGGAAAAGAUUGUACAGCAAAUGCUGAUGCCAAUCAUUGAUUAUGGGGAUGUAGUAUAUGCAUCUGCAUCGCAAUCCCACAUUAAUAAACUCAAUACAUUGUAUAACUCGUUCUGCCGAUUUGUGCUACAAUGUAAUUACAGGACCCACCAUUGUGACAUGCUAUAAGAACUAAACUGGCUGUCGCUGGAAUCCAGACGCACCCUUCAUCUUUCCAGCCUUGUGUUAAGAGCUUUUCUGGGAAACUCCCACCCUACCUGAGCAAAAUGCUUUCCCCAGCUGUUCCCACUUCCUAUAAGCUCCGAUCCAGUACCAACACUUUACUUAGUCUACCUCAAUACAAAAAGAAAGCAGCCCAAUCCUCCUUCUCCUACAGAGCACCGCAAUUGUGGAACGACCUUCCACACAAUUCAAAAUCUUCCCUAAGCCUAAAGUCCUGUAAGAGAUCCCUCUCUACAUACCUCAAAACAGAAUGGACCUGUCAUGGUUGAUUAUAUAUUUCCUGCCUGUUCUAUGUUAAAUUUUGUAUUUAUUGUGUAUUAAUAUUGUUUUUGUAUUUUAUUAUAUCCUAAUGUAACAAUGCAAUGAUUUGUGGACCCAGGACAUACUUGAAAACGAGAGAAAUCUCAAUGUAUCUUUCCUGGUAAAAUAUUUUAUAAAUAAAUAAAUAAAAUAUAUAACACAUAUACAUUAAUGACACAUACACACACAAAUAGUAGAUACACACACAGAUAGUAAAUACACACACAGAUAUGCACACAAAUAAUACAUGUACACACCAAGACAAAUAUAUACAAGAUCACAAUUUACAGAUUUUAGCCACCACCUGCUUCCAUACCUUUUUGGGAGAUGGGGCUGGGCCCCCUGAGCGUUCAGGAGGAUAUUCCACUACAUUGCCAACGCCACUGAUUUUUGUAACAACAGCAGCCACACUGCCGCCCUCUCCUGUAGUCACGCCACUGGACAGGUGAUUAGCAUGUGUUAAUAUCUGCCUAUCACACAGCCUAUUUUAAAUCUGGAUACCAAGCAGCAAGGGGUGAAUGCUCUGUCACGCACUCAGAAAUUCCAGCGUUCAUUCUCCUCUAUAGCAGCAUUUCCUGAAUCAUGGUCCUGGGUCUUGUUCCCCAAUUGUGCAUUCCUUAAGUGGGGGGAUCACCACUCAACACUCAUAUGGUAGAAAUUCCAAGGACAAUAUUUAUUUAGGAUGUACCUGGCUUUGAUUAACCUAAGUAGCAUGAGUCAAAGCUUUAAAUGGGCUCUUCACCCUCAAACGUACUCCACUUCCAUGUUGUUUUGGCAUAGUAUUAUUUAGUUCACAAACCAUUUUGUUCUAACUUAUUAUUAAAACAUUAUUAUAUUUUAUCCUGUAUUUUGCAAAUUGAUAGUCAGUUCACCAAAACUCAUCCCUUAUUCAUAAUUGCAUGUAUUGAAUAUAAUUCACUUUUUUUUGUUACUGUGUACAUAAAACAUGGAAAACGUCUAAUCAUAUUAUAUUGUUUCUUUAUUCUGCUUAUUUGGCUAACGUGCUUGGCUUUUAGAAUAUUUCUUUGUGAGUGAGCUAACAGAAAAAAAAAUGUUUGUUUUAAAGGUGGUGGCUGGAAUGAAAUAUAAUUUGAAAGUUGAUGUUUCCAUCUAUAACUGCCAAAUCUCUGAUACUGAAAAUUGCCAAAAUCCAGAAAAUUCCAAUCAACAGGUAUGGCCAUCUAGCAAAAUUCUAUUACUAUGUUCUAUUUACUGUAUUAACCAAACUUCAAUGAACAUCAAAGACAGCAAAUUUGUAUUUUGGGCAACGUGUUAAAAUAAAAACACAAAUCAGUUUGUUUAAACAUCAUAUUUUAUUUUACAAUAUUUUAUGCUAGGCACCAUGUUUAAUUGUAAAAAAAUGAUGAUAAUAGAUUUUUUUAAUCGAACUUUUCUAAAAGGUGAAAGCAGAAGUGGCACAUUGUAAAAUAAUAAACAGAGAUAAUUUUACACAGGGCUUUUCAAUAAAUUCGGAACUGUGGUGAAUUAAAUCUGAAUUGCAGAUUUGAGGCCAAAAAUAGUCAAACUGUGACUUUAUCUUAAAUCAGCUAUUGUAGUCUAAAAUGUGCUAUUUGGAUUUCAAUUGGUGGUAAGUCUGGGUUAAGUGAGUCAUGUAUCAAGACAUAAAAUGUAUAUGUUAACUCAUUCAUAUAUAUACAUAUACACACGUCAUACAGCAUCAAGCGCAUUCACUCAUUCACUAAACGGCAAUUUCAAGUCUCACAGAAUGCAAUAGUCUUCUUUAAAAACACCUAACCCUGAAAGUUACCCUAAAGAAGAGCUUUGCAAACUUUUCAUGUUGGUGACACACUUUUUAGACAUGCAUCCUUUUGUGACACAGUCGUGGUAGAAAUAGUGUUGUAUUUCUUGAAUACAUUGCUUCAGUUGCGACCGCAUCACCAGAAGUUUCAACCUGAUUACGCAUGCUGUGCAUGCGCCGUACAUGUGUGAUUCCUCAACAAUCUCUCUAACACUCUGGCCCCUGUUAACAAUAUAGUAAUGUCAUAGCAUCUGUGGCUGGCAGACUGGUGUUGCAGGCUGGCAGGCCUCUUUCUUACCCCAGCCCCUUUGUGCGUCUAUUUCUUCUCUAAUCCCUUUGUCUCUUUUCCCCCUUCAUCUCUGUAUGUCCCUUCCCCCCACCUCUUUUUUGUGUCUCUUUGUCCUCCCUCAUCCCCUCUGUGUAUCUCUUUGUUCUUGCUUAUCCCAUGUGUGUCUCUUUGUGUUCCCUCAGCCCUCCUGUGUGUCUUUUUACCCCUAGCCCCUCUCUGUGUCUGUGUGGCCCCAGCCACUCUGUGUGUCUUUUUUCCCCAAGCCCCUUUGUGUGUCUCUUUGUUCUCCCUCCUCUCUUGUGCCUUUCUUCUGUCCCUCCUUCCCCUUCUGUGCCCUUUUUCUGUCCUAAGAUAAACAUGACAUGGACAAGACACCGUGACCUCUUCAGUGUUUUGAAGUUGUAAUGGUGCUUGUAGUUUGUAUGUGCAACGUUUCAAAUCUGUUGUCCCAUUAGUGGGGGGUGAGAGAGCAGCACUAUGGUACUCCUCACAUGAUAACGGCAAGCUGGAGUAACCCUUAAAUCACGGUGGAAAGUUGUUUUUCAUAAAUGAAACAACUUUUACUAAACUUGUCUAAUUGUCCCAAAUUGUGAGCAUUGUGUUUACAGAUUGCUUAUGUAGUGAAAAAGUAUUCAUACAGUUCAGUGUGUAAAGAAUAUUUUGAUGCAUCUAAUGCAGUAUUAUGCAUUUACAGUUUAUUAGCCUUUAAAUACUGGACAGUAGGAACAUUUAAACAGCAUAUUAUUUUCUUUCAUUUUGACAGAAAAAAAGAUGCACAUUUGAAGUUAUUACAGUUCCUUGGAUGAACACGACCGAGGUGAAAAGGAAACGUUGCUAUGACAGGAUAUGAAGAUUUACCUUCCAAAAGAAUCAAUAUAAAUGCAUUUUUGUAGCACACAGCAUAACUUCUAUCCACAUAUAAUGUUUCCAGGCACUGGAGUUAUAAAAACUGUCAUAAACACCCCUUUUUAAGGCUGGUUAAAUUAAACUGGACACAAUGUAACAAACAAAAAGAAAAGCACCACCUAAUUUGAAAUUUCAAUCAACACUCAAUGAAUAAAAGUACUUGAUUUGAUACAAUGAAAGUCGCACAGUAAUAGGAAGAGUGGUUAUUGUUAUUUUUUCUGAUUGCGCAGACUAAUUUGGAUGCAUAUGUAUACUUGCACUGAAUGAUUGUACAAAAAUCCCAAUGAUGGGAUCAAACGAGAACAAGAGAUCAUUAAUAAAAUAAAUGACCUUUUUUUCAUUCAUUUCUCUGUUUCCUUUCUGUGCGCUUGAUGUUUGCAAGUGUAUGGCUUUGCAAU